AUGAGCGCCACGAACGAGUUUGUCUUCAACGUGGCCUUUACGGUGCCCGUGAACCAGCCCGAAGGCCCGAUCCUCACCCUCGAAGAGUUCUGGCGGGGUCUUGAACGUGGAGGGAGCGCCCUCACCUCUUCGCCGAAUACAUUGGUCAUGGCCGACGGGGCCGUUCACACGGCGAAGGAUGUGGAAUUGAUUCAGGACGUGCGCAACGCCGAUAAUCUGCUGGUAAGCCACACCCCCACUCUUGGCGAGCAACUUGUUCAGAAACAGGGCGCUAAGGGGGGGGCAACACUCCAACAGACUGAAGCCAUCACGGUUGGCUCGGGGGCGCGGAGCACAAUGCUUGUCUCCCGCGGAGGCCACGAGAAGGACGGGCCGGAGGUGCUCUAUCUGACUGCGAUCUACGAACUGCAUGUGCCAGACGUCGAACCGGGCAGUGAAAAGGCCAAGCAGAUUGAACGGGAUUAUGCGCAAUUGGCGCAGGGGGCAGCGCGCACGGUAGUGGCCACGAUCCGCAAGUGGAAGGUCGAGGGAGGCCUCUCCAAGGCCUAG
This is a messenger RNA of Penicillium chermesinum, 549 nucleotides long. Its product is annotated as SRPBCC family protein. The transcript has 2 exons. The record is from RefSeq and is a predicted model, not a curated record. Bases 1 to 549 code for a protein of 182 amino acids. NCBI's taxonomy places the organism in Eukaryota, Fungi, Ascomycota, Eurotiomycetes, Eurotiales, Aspergillaceae.